Myxocyprinus asiaticus (Chinese sucker) is the source of this 2877-nucleotide messenger RNA. Its product is annotated as homeobox protein BarH-like 2. The transcript is spliced from 4 exons. Gene Ontology annotation, molecular function: DNA binding; DNA-binding transcription factor activity, RNA polymerase II-specific. Gene Ontology annotation, biological process: regulation of DNA-templated transcription. The coding region runs from base 180 to 1070 and encodes 296 amino acids. The record is from RefSeq and is a predicted model, not a curated record. NCBI's taxonomy places the organism in Eukaryota, Metazoa, Chordata, Actinopteri, Cypriniformes, Catostomidae.
CACCGAAGAUCCAUUAGCGCGCGGACACUAUCAGCGCAGCACAGCUGCACGAGUACUUGUAUUCAGAUGUCUUUUUGAACAGUUACUCAUGUAAGAAGUUAUACACGACUUUUAACAAGGCGAAUAUUACAACUUUUCAAGAACAUCACACCAAGGCUGAAGUCGCAUUUUGGGACACUAUGCAUUGUCAAGCAGAGUUGAGACACGCGAACACCGCGCAGCUGAAAGCAGCCCGAAGACGAUACAAGACUUUCAUGAUCGACGAGAUCCUAUCCAAUGAAACUUGUGAUUACUUCGAGAAACUUUCUCUUUACUCGGUUUGUCCCUCUUUAAUCGUCAGACCCAAACCUCUACAUUCAUGCUCAGGCUCUGGCCCUCUGAGAACAUACCCUCUCCUCUCUGUGAUUACACACCAACCUCCCAGCAGCCUACCACAGCUCUCUCAGGCCUCUCCACAAGGCAGGAUCCCUCACCUGCCCCUCCUCUCCCCCCAGCACCCGCUCAGCUCAGAGCCCACGCCCAGCAAGACGCCUGUCAGCAUCAGCAGUGAAUCAGAGACAGAGCAUUCUGCCCCACGGCUCAAGAAGCCCCGCCGCAGUCGUACCAUCUUCACAGAGCAGCAGCUUUUGGGCCUGGAGAAGAAAUUCCAGAAACAGAAAUAUCUGUCCACUCCAGACAGAUUGGACCUGGCUCAGUCUUUGGGACUCACACAACUCCAGGUGAAGACAUGGUACCAAAACAGACGCAUGAAAUGGAAGAAAAUGGUGUUAAAAGGAGGACACGAGGCUCCCACCAAGCCCAAAGGCAGGCCUAAGAAGAAUUCCAUCCCGACCACAGAGGAGAUUGAGGCAGAGGAACGGCUUGCAGCGAAACUGGCAGAGGAGGAGAGGCUACAAAUAAAGGGCCAGGAUGAAGUGAAGCUCCAGGCGCAUGGGGAGAUCUUUCAAUCUCAGCCUCAAGAUCUGAGCACAUCUGUUAUGUCUACUGAUCCCAUCUGUCCCUCUGGUCCAGAGAAUUCUGCUCGAGAACAAGUCCCUCCAUCUCCAUCAGAAGCAAUGGCAAUCAGCUAAACACAGCCACGCAAAUGCACAACCAAAGACAGCUAUUGAAAGACUUUUUCAUAACUGAUGCUCUGUUGAGCAGUUGAAAGGCUUCCAAAGCCUAUUUUUGAGAUGAAUACCGUAGCCUCAAAAAUUAUUUGGAUAUUUAAGCCAGUGGUUUCCAACCUGGGGUUCACGCCCCCGGUAGGGGGGCGCCAGAGUUCACAAUGGGGGCGCUGAACCACAAAUGCUUUGAUGUUGUCAAAGAUCUAAAAAUGCACUAUCCCUGUAAGACAGCAUGUCAGUCCUUGUCUAACUCAAUGUGAUAUAAGCAAAAUCUCAAAAUAAAUAUUAAAAAACUGUCCAAAGACCUUGACACAUGGCAACUGUUUCAAAACUUAAACGUCACUCUACCAACCAAAGCAUCUUUGCACAACUGCAUGAGGAUGAAGCACACAAAGUGCUUGCAAGUUUCUUUUUCACUGAUCUUAAAAAUGUAUGGACUUUCUGCAAAUUCGUAACCACACACUGAAAAACUGCAAAACAUCUUAAAACUGCAUAACUUUUAAACGCUUUAUAAUGAGACCAUCAAUCAGCUCCAGGGUUCUGCAUCGAUAAUCACCAAAACAAUAUAUUAUUUGUUUGGAGAUACCACUUGGUUUGAUAUUUUGUUUUUCUAAUGCAAAGACAUGCAUACAUUUCUUAAGUGUGGCUUAGGUGUCCAAAUACUUUUUACAGGCUAAUAUAUAUGGUGAUGCAGUGAUCAACGAUGUAACAUUGCUUUAACUGUUUCUGUUACACAGCUGCCUUUCUACAAUGUAGUCGAUAUUUUAUGAACAUGUAAAGUAUAUUUUUUAACACUGGUAAUAUGUUGCCAGAUACACUAACAUAAAAAUGAAUCACACAGACCCACUGUCUCACACUAGUACGGCAUGUUCUAUACUGAUAAACAGUAAGUGUUUGUUUUUCUGGAUAAGUUCCUCUCAUUCUCUGUAAAUAUUACCUGUGUAAUUGCCACUGUAGUUUACGGUGCACCUGUGUACAUUAGCUUGGGAUUCUGUGCCAAAACACAUAUGUCUGAGAAGCUAAAAUGCCCUUUGAGGUAAUUUGUUCUUCUUCUGUUUUUUUUUUUUUUUUUUUUUUUUUUUUUUAAACAUCUCUGAAACUGCUGCCAUUAAAAGUUAAUAAGAUGGUUUAGUAUGAAUACCAGUGUAAACAUGUACAGAGUUCUGGAUUUUAAAUGGAAACAUGUGGCUCUUUUAAAGCAGGAUUGCCCAGUUUGGGUAAAGAUUAGCUUGCCAUUUUAAUGGACAAAGAAUCUGUCAACGGAGUACCACAAAAGAAAAUACAUUUUAAGUAAACAUUAAUGGUAAUAUAGAUUUAAGUAAAGCUUCUUAAGUGCCCUCUCUCAACCAAACAACAAUGUCUUUUCUGUUUGCAGAGUGAAAUAAUUGCUUUUGUUAUUUUUUAUGUGUGGCAUGCUUCAAAGUCAUUGUAUUUGAACUGAAUCCUGGCUUCAAAUCAUAUUUUGUAUGCAUAAACCCUUGCACGGCAGCUUAGUACACUCUGUAUGGCUGAAACACAUGAUAUAUGCACUCUUAGAUGUAGCAUGCUAGCUAUUGUAUUUUUCUUCCUUUUUUAUUACCUUUGGUAGAAAAAACAAGAGAAAAGAAAUUGUUGAACCCUUUUCCCCCUGCAGUAUGGUGCAUAACACCACUAAGUGCAGGCUGGUUUUAUUACUGUAAGAAAAACCACUUAAUCUGUCAGAGAUGCAAAGCAAUUAAUAAAUCACACUCGCACUAGUAAAACCUAAAAAAAAAAAAAAAAAAAAAAAAAA